GUUUAUGGAGCUAUCCGAAUUGGAGGAGCGGCUAAAGGUGCCGGCCGGGGCUCUUUAUUCUGCUUCACUGUUGAUGAGUAGGAGCGAGCUGCGAGCGGCAAGCAACAGGUCUGACUUCUAGUUCUAACAAAUCAUUGUUUUGAGUGUCAGCCAAAGUGAUGGAGGGUCAUUCUUACUGUCUACAAAGGAAAUGCAACUACUCAGCUCCUUUGGAAUUCAUGGAAGAACGAAACUCAAUCCCUAUGCAGAAGGCAAGAUUUCAAGACCUGUCUUGUCAAUUUUCCAAUGCAUCACUGCCGAAAACAUAUUAUCAAGACACGAUUGAAAGUGAAAUAAUUUGGCAGAAAGAGGAGAUGUCUGUUGAAAGAAUGAAGACUUUGGUUACAUCUCUCAGGAAAGCUGAUCUGGUGUCUUAUUCCAUUGAAAAACUUUUGGGAGAUUUUAAAGACUCUUUAGCUAUUACAUUAAAUACCGAUAAUGUUUCUAGUUUGGAUUUGAUGAGCAUUUCGAAGAAAAAAGAUCUUCUUUGGAAGGAGCUCGAGACAUUUAGUGACAUUAGAAGAGCUCUUAAUAGUCUUCUUGAAAAACAAAGUUACGAGAAAAAUAGGCCACAAAAUACUAAACAUUUGGAGGCUUUAAUGCAAAGGAUCCUCGAAGAUGAAGCUGAAAAUAUUAGACUUAAAGAACAACUUACUGAAAAAGAAGCAAAAGCUAAAGAUCUUUCUCAUCUUAUUCAUGUGCAAAAGGUCACUGCAAUGAAAUGCAGCCAAUUAACAAAAACUAUAGAAGCAACACACUGUCGCCUACAAAAUCUUGUACAGAGAAAAGAGACUGAAAAUGAACAGACGGUCACCCAACUAAAGAAUCUUGAAAUGUCAGCAAAUAGAAGAAGGCAGGAAAUUGAAGACCUUAAACAGCAAAUUUCCCUUUCAAGAGAAAAACAAACAUUUGACAAAGACGGCUUAAGAAAAGCCCACCGGGUCCAAAGACAAAAAGCUGAUCGAUUGCAGAUGUCAAUUGAUGGUCUGAAUAAUCAACUGAAAGAAAAGGAAAUCCAGUUAUCAGAGGCCAUAUCCGCUUGCGGUGUCUGGAAAACUCAUCAUGACUCUGUAGUGGGAGAGAAAUCAAGUUUGGAAGUUCAGCGUGAAACCUUAAAAAAACAGAUAGACAACCUAAAGAACGUCCAUAAACCUACAGAUAUUAGUGACCAAUCAAAUGAAGAACUUGCUGAGGAAUUACGAGUCAUCAACUUAGAAAAUGCGCAUUACAAUGAAGAAAAUGCAAAACUUAAGGCAUCAAUUGCUGCUUUAGAAAAUGAGGCAGUUUUAGUGAACAAUGAUUUAUCAGAGCUUCAAGAGAAGGCAAACCAUCAGAAAAACUUUGUUGAACAAUACGAAAAGCAGGUACAGACGUUACAGCUGGAAUCAAACCAUUUAAAAGAAAGAUAUAGAACUAUUGUUUCAGAUAAAAAAGAGAUCAUUGAAAAGAAAGAUUUGGAAACUGAGAAGGUGAGGAGCCAGAUGGAAGUUCACUUAAAUGAACUGGAACAUGUCCCAGGCUUACUCAGAACUGCUGACCAGAUGUUGCAGGAUUGCCAGGAAAGCCUCUUGGUCUGCAAAAGGAAAUGCAUGAGCCAAUCUGAAACCGUUAGACAGCUUCAGAUUCAGACUGAUGCAAAUGAUUAUUUCUUGGGAAAUGUGUUGUUAGAAUUGGAAAACAAUCGUAUGAAAAAGAAAUCUCAAGAAAUGGAAAAUAAAUUAGACGAGAUGGUCAAUGAGAAUCAGGUUCUGGAGGGGAGACUUAAAAUGCAAGAAGAGAAUCUAAAAAUAAGUGAAAUGCAACUAAUGGAUAAAUCAAGAGAAUAUAGCAGUUUGCUGAGACUUCUUGAAAAUGCUGUGGAAGAAGGAAAAAAACAGAUUUGUGCGGAAAAGGAAAAUAUAUCGUCAAGUGAGCUAGCUCUUCAGCAGAAACUGCACAGUCUCGAAAAUGACCUGAAACGCAAAAUGGCAAAGCAGAAACAGCUUGCAAGCACAUUAAACUCUCUUGAAAAGACGAAUGAUUUACGUUUGGAGGAAUUAAAGCAUAGUUUAGAAAUAAGUGAAAACCAGAACCAGAGCAUGAACAAUUAUGUACAGUUGUUGAAAUCCUUCUAUGUCACAAUGUUUGAAUAAACUACAUGGGUUUUUUAAAAAAAAAAAAAUGAAACAGAUAGUAAAGUA
Molecule: messenger RNA, 2219 nt
Organism: Bombina bombina (fire-bellied toad)
Lineage: Eukaryota; Metazoa; Chordata; Amphibia; Anura; Bombinatoridae
Gene: ODF2L
Product: outer dense fiber of sperm tails 2 like
Exons: 18
Coding region: 159-2171 (670 amino acids)
Biological process (GO): negative regulation of cilium assembly
Cellular component (GO): ciliary basal body; centrosome
Source: RefSeq, a predicted model, not a curated record